Messenger RNA from Solea senegalensis (Senegalese sole), 3341 nucleotides. Its product is annotated as eukaryotic translation initiation factor 3 subunit H. Gene Ontology annotation, molecular function: metallopeptidase activity; protein binding; translation initiation factor activity. Gene Ontology annotation, cellular component: eukaryotic translation initiation factor 3 complex; eukaryotic 43S preinitiation complex; cytosol. The record is from RefSeq and is a predicted model, not a curated record. Lineage: Eukaryota; Metazoa; Chordata; Actinopteri; Pleuronectiformes; Soleidae. The transcript is spliced from 8 exons. The coding region runs from base 45 to 1070 and encodes 341 amino acids.
UCACUGAAACCUGUCCUUCCCUUACCCGCGUGUGGUUGUUAUAGAUGGCGUCCCGUAAAGAGUCUGGUCCUGCAACUACCGCUACAAUGACUUCUACGGCCGGAACCCUGGACUCUCCUGUCAAACAGAUCCAAAUCGAGGGCCUGGUGGUGCUGAAGAUUAUCAAGCACUACCAGGAAGAGGGCCAGGGAAGCGAAGUGGUUCAGGGUGUCCUGCUGGGCCUGGUGGUCGAUGACCGGCUGGAGAUCACCAACUGCUUCCCCUUUCCCCAACACACUGAAGAUGAUGCAGACUUCGAUGAAGUCCAGUACCAGAUGGAAAUGAUGCGCUCCCUGCGUCACGUCAACAUUGACCAUCUGCAUGUGGGCUGGUACCAGUCCACCUACUACGGCUCCUUUGUCAGCCGAGCGCUGCUCGACUCCCAGUUCAGCUACCAGCAUGCCAUUGAAGAGUCAGUUGUUCUCAUCUAUGACCCAAUAAAGACAGCCCAAGGCUCCCUGUCACUCAAGGCUUACAGGCUUACUCCAAAACUCAUGGAGAUCUGCAAAGAGAAAGAUUUCACACCUGAGGGCUUGAAGAAGGCAAACAUUGGCUUCGAGCAUAUGUUUGAGGAGGUGCCUAUUGUCAUCAAGAAUUCCCACCUCAUCAACGUACUGAUGUGGGAACUGGAAGACAAGUCCACGGUCGCCGACAAGCAUGAACUACUCAACCUCUCAAGCAGCAACCACUUGGAGAAGAGCCUUCAGCUUCUGAUGGACAGAGUGGAUGACAUGAGCCAAGAAAUUGUCAAAUAUAACACCUACAGCCGCAACCUGAGUAAGCAACAGCAGCAGAAGCAUCAGUACGUCCAGAGGCGUCAGCAGGAGAACGCACAGCGACAGAGCAGAGGGGAGCCCCCGCUGCCUGAGGAGGACAUCACCAAAAUGUUCAAGCCCCCCCAGCCUCCACCCCGCAUGGACUCGCUGCUCAUUGCAGGGCAAAUUAACAACUACUGCCAGAACAUUAAGGAAUUCACCUCGCAGAACCUCGGGAAGCUGUUCAUGGCAGAGGCUCUCCAAGGCCACAACUAGGGGAGAAGCGCAGCGGAGGGAUUUCCAACAGAGAAAAAGAAAGUACAGAGAGCUAGGGAAGAAAGAAAAGGUAACGGAGAUGCAAAACCACCAUGGCAACAACUGGAGGACUGCACUGUUGUUUUUCUAAGAAUUGAUUCAUCGCUUUAAUGCCCAACCACAUCUUGGAUUUAAAAAAAAGUGUCUUUGAAAAAUCAGUUGGUUUUGGUUUAAAUAAAAGAAUCUCUACAUCUUCUCAGGUUCUUCAGUUUUUUUCCACAGUUAAAGUGCUUGAUGCUUAUGUGAGGUAUUUUGUACUCCAGCCGUAGAGAUGGUUAACGUCUCUCCGUACAAAAAUGGUUCGCUGCACAAAAAUAAUCAUGCUUUAAUAGAUCUUGUGCAUAAAACGUAAUAAUUAUACAAUCAAAUAGUUGUGAUCAUUUUAUGGCUACAGGCCUUUGGUCUUGCAGUUUCAACACCAAGCAGGGUUCAAUUUAUUAGUGGACUUGGGUGUAAGUGGGAUCACGUGUUGAGAACAAGUCUGUAAACAGAACUGCAACACAAGUGCCAGUUAAGUUUAGCAUCAAGUGAGUGCACGCUUCCUGACUUUGCAACCAUUCUCUCGCUCACUGCACUAAACAGACGUUUAAUUGGCUUUUUAAUUCUAGUCUACAUGUCUUACACACAAUGAGCACCUGCUUAGUUUUUGGAUGCAAACUCAGUAGUAAAAUUUGACCUGAAACAAAGAACUGUUAGGUUUUCAUGACAACUUUCAAAGCAGAAACUCCAGCUCUGCUGCAGAGAUGCUGUUGUCUGUAUGAGGUUGCAGUCCACUGUAAUGUUGUCUGUAAUUGCCCCACCAAUUUGAUAAAUUACCUGCAGUGGAACCAGUUAAAUCUUUGUGAAAUGUAUGCAUAACAUUAACGCAAGAUAGAUAUUACAAAUAAAUCAGAGCUGUUGCGAUGAGUCAUUGUUUAACACAAUCAAACAUUAGAGCUUUUAAUUUAAUUGGUAAAGUUAGUAUUCACAAUACCGAUUCAAUAAUAAUAUUAAUAAUAGAAGUAAUGUAUUUUUUUUUUGUCAUCAAGAAAUCAUGGAAAGAAAUCAAUGAGCACACUUUUCUGAGCUCUUUAUAGGAAUCAGAAUCUCUUUGCUGCCUCCAGGACAUUACUGUGCUCUACCUGCUUGUAAAAGUAAUUAUUGUUCCAACAUCUGCUGUCAACCCCUCAAUACUUCAGGGUGCACCUAUAUGCUUUUGCACAGUGUAAUUACUUUAAUUCACUUCAGUUGAAUUACCACAAUAAUCCACUUGGUAUCAUUGCUGUUGUCCAGAGCAUCAUGAGUAAAUACACAAGUACAGUAACUACAGCCACCUCUGUGAGGCUGUGUUUAGGCACUGUGGUGCUUUUAGUUGCCCCCCCCCCUUUUUAAUUUAGCACCACAGUCUCAGUGGCUGUGAAUAUUAGAUUUAAACCUGAAUACAACAGGGUCUAAUUAAAAACAAAGAACAUCUGUGGAUAAUCUUCCCGAAUCCAUGUGUGCAAACUAUGUAAGAGACUUUAGCAAGAAGUUUUUGAUUUUAAGUAUAUUUGCCAAGAAAGUUUUUAAACAUGUGUCUCUUUAUUGUUUUGUUUUAAUGGGUUAGAUUGGUUAGAAGUGAAGGGGACUAAAUAUUUAAUGAAGCCACAUCCCCUGUGGAAUUAUUUCCCUCUGCUCAGCAGCUCUGUAAAUCAGCCAAAAGUGAGGUGAACGUACAAUAAUAAAAAUGAAGUGUUUUUUAUGCCUUGUUUACACAUGAGAUCUGUUUUUUUUUUUUAAAGCGGGUUCAACCCACAUAUGGUUACAGAUCUUUUUCAAUCUGAAUGUCUCGGUCACUCAGACAGUAUUUCAGAGUGUAUUUUCCAUGUCUCUCGUGAUGCGACUCGAGCAACAACAAAAACGGAUCCAGAGAGACGGGAGUUAAUAAUUGGAGGUGUUAAACGAUUGAAAAAAAUCUGAUCAAAUUUCAACCUUUUUUUUUUACUUUUUAAUUUUGUGUAUCUGUAGAAAUCCAUGUGGAAAGCGAGAUAAGACAACGUCAGUAUGGACACACGCAGAUCAGAUGUGAUCACUUGCAAUGUAUAAUGUAAACAGUUGAUCAGGAAGAUGUUUAGUCUAAAUCCGAAUGCAAAAAAAAAAAAAUGCAGCUGUUCUGGUGAUGAUUACAGAUCACCAGUGUCCGAGCCGCCCAACCACAGGAAGCUGAAUGAUGGCUCUUGUUACGUGCUUUAAUAAAGAAGCUGACAUUGUGCA